GAUCUAGGAAACAGGAAUUCUAACGUUCAACUGUAGAAAGUAACGAUGGCUUCCCUUGGGAGAAUCGGAAAUGUGAUGGGCAAUAUAGAUGACACUGAGAAAGGUGGUCCUGAGGUCGGUUGUCUCCCCUACAUAGAUGGAUGUUGGGAUCUAGCUGACCUCUCCUGUAGUCAGACUUCCGAGCGGACCUGGACCUUUUCGCAUGCUGCUUGUGCUGUUCUGCUAACAACAACAUACUUCUUUUCUUGACAGCAGAAGCUCCAACACCAACAUCUCGUCCUCCGAUGUCAUUCGAAGUUGAUGGAUCUGGUUCAAACUCGGGACCAUUGAUCGCACCCACCAGUUGUCGCUGUCACCACCAGAGCACACCACGGAAUGCUGCUUGCACUUAGAGCAGUCACCUGUGUAGCAGGAUACAGUAGCAUCUAACACUGCAGGCUCAGAGUUGGAUUCUUCAGCUGUAGCAGUUGCUGGCCGUAGUAUCCGUGUUGGACAUGGUCUGUCUCCAGUAUCUGAUGCUAGGGAAAGGCCAUCAGGACUAGGCUUGGUGAUCAGCUGAAAUUCCUGGGUGGUCAGUCUUCUGGUCAGAGCUGGUCUCUCUUCUCUGGUGACAGGUAGACAACUCAAGGUCUGUGAAGGCGGUAGUGGUUGAAGGUGUCAUUCGUGACAAGUAAUGUACAGAGCAUACGUAGAGGCGUUAAGAAUGACUUCUACCAAAACAUCAUCGAAUCUGAAAAUUGUUAUGUUUGUCGGGUCGGCAAGGGAUGGAAGACUUGGAGAAAGAGUGAAGCAGUUUAUGGUGAAGCAACUGGAAUCCAGACAAUAUGAUAUUAGUGUUAUUGAUGCAGCUGAUAACGAAUUUAGUAUGCUGAAUAAACCAGUGUUUUUUUAUGGUAAAGAUAGAGAAGGAGCUCCACCAUUUCUGGUGGAGAAGGAGAAACUUGUCAAGGAAGCAGAUGCCUAUGUGAUUAUCUCCCCUGAAUACAACCACUGUAUACCACCAGGUCUCUCAAACAUGAUUGACCAUUUUGGAGGCAGUUGUUUCUCCAAGAAACCAAGUGGCCUUGUCACAUACUCAGCAGGGCAAUAUGGAGGGAUGCGUGCAGCCAUGCAACUAAGAGCACUGACUGGAGAACUAGGAUGUCUCAGCGUGUCCAAUAUAUUUGGUAUACCUUCUGCCCAGAAAUCUCUAGAUUCUGAAGGAAACCCGCUCAAUGAACACAUGGAAUCUGGUGCAAACAAAUUGCUUACCCAGUUGGACUGGAUGGCAUGGGCAAUGAAAAAUCAUCGUGCCGUUUCAAACGUAGACUUUUAAUACAGAGUCAUGAGGGUUCAGUUAUAGAUGAUAUGCUUUACUUCAAAGAAAAUUUGAGGAAUUUAUAUAUUUUUGAAAAGAAUUAGUUUGGAAUAGUGGUGGAUCCCAAGGUCAUGUAGUUGAUUUAGUAUGUGUUUAUAAUCUUCAUUAUGCAGACCUGUUCUACACCACUAACGUCAUUAUUUAAGUUUGUGUAGGUGUGGUAGAAUCAACUUGCCAUUAUUUAAGUUUGUGUAGGUGUGGUAGAAUCACUAUUAGUUGAAAUUUUAAUUUUAUUUUCUAUUUUUGUUUCUGUCUUAUUACAGUUUUGAAAAAAAAAAAAAAAAAAAAUAUACCUGGAAAAUGUCUGCGUACCACACUUCACGAACUUUAGAUCUUAUCAGUGAUAUGAGUUGAAAAAGUGUUGAUACCUUUAUGGUGUCCCACCUAAACUUUAGGUUAGUUCUUAGUUCCAUAUGAAAAAAAAAUAAAAGCUUACUGGAAACCAUGUAUAGCACAACAAAUUUCUGUACAUGAAAAAUUACAGAGGUACUACAUCUAAAUCAAAGUUGAAGUAUAUCAAUUUUACCAACAGAGUCACUUUAUUGUUAUCGCAGAGACAAUGGUAAACAAGAUGUUUUUUUCAUGACAUAUAAGGAUGUAGAGAAGAUAUUUACCUUGCACAAAUCUCACCAUUCUUUGUAAAAUCUAGAACGUCCCUGUUUAGCGGAUGUAUUUUUGCCUUUGAAAAACUGGAACUAAAUAUGACUUCAUUUUGUAUCAUGUAACUAUCCAAAAAGAUUUGUAUAAUGUAACUAUUACUAGAAUUUGUAUAAUACGACUAUCAAAUUGGAAACAUAGAUCUGACCUUCAAUGUAUUAUUUGUCUAUUAACAUUAAUCAUUUCAUUAAAAUUAAUUUUCAAGUUAAUCACAUGCAUAUAUAUUACAAGACAAUAAAAUGUGUUUUAAGGUAUUUUCAUUCAAGAUUCAAAGCACUUGAUGUCCUAUUAAUUAAAACAGAAAGGUAACUACACCAAAAACCCAUUAAAAUGUUCCAGGACUAUUGGUAAUAUAUGAGUGAGAAUUGAUGAUCAGGUUUGGUGUAUUUACAUUUCUAGAUGUUUAGUUUAUAGUUUCUAAUUGAAACUGUUAUUGUAUGUAGUGUUGUUUUUUUUUUAAUUGUUUACAUAUACAUUGUAGUUUGCUGACUAUGUACUUACUUCUGAAUAAUUUACAUUUAAUUUCAUCUUUGCUGAUUUUUAAUUAAGUUUAUAUAGUGUUUGUAUGUGAUGUUCAGUGUCUGGUUAUAUCUUUUAGCUCUGUUUAUGCUCAGUAAUAUUUUCACACACAUUUACAGCAAAUAAAAAAAAUUUCCCUGAGCUUAAAAGUUUGCAAAUUUACCCCAAAUAAAGCAAAGAUCAGGAAUAUUUGUGUGAUUUCAAAAAGUCAUCAGUACAUUAUCCUAUACACUUUAUAAAGGCAGAGACAGCCUAUGAAAUUCAACUAGAUAAAAAAGAAUACACAACUUGUGGUAGUUUCAAGUA
This is a messenger RNA of Ylistrum balloti, 2839 nucleotides long. Its product is annotated as NADPH azoreductase-like. Bases 674 to 1315 code for a protein of 213 amino acids. Gene Ontology annotation, cellular component: cytosol. The record is from RefSeq and is a predicted model, not a curated record. Lineage: Eukaryota; Metazoa; Mollusca; Bivalvia; Pectinida; Pectinidae. The transcript has 7 exons. Gene Ontology annotation, molecular function: FMN binding; oxidoreductase activity.